AUUCGACACACACAAUUCUCCUUCCUCCUCUUGUGCUGACAAACCUUUAAAAAAAACAUAUUUUACUCUCAAUUACUCAUAUACUCACUCAAGUACUUCAAAUCAUCUAUAUGGAAUUCUUUGUUCUUGAUUAAUUUUUCAUUGCAUCAACAAUUGAAGAACCCCAAUCCCUCACAAUCCCUAUUUCCCUCCCUCGCAUUUUCAGAAACCCAUACCCCAUUCCCUCACAAACCCGAUUCCCUCACAAACCCUAUUCCUGCACACCGGAGCUUAGCGAUUGCCGCCUAUACAUCGGAGCUUCUGCCGCCUGCACGCCGGAGUUCCAGCCGCCUUCAGCACACCGGUGCUACCGCCUUUUGAACAUACACCUUUCAAAUAACCCACGACAGAUAAAAGAUGGUUGGGAGAGGAAGGGGAAAGAAAAUAUGCAGUCGGAGUAUUGCCCCCGGAAAACUUAUGAGUCGUGUUCAAGCUAGUCGGACGCUAUUGUUUAGCAAGCAAAAUGUAGCUGAUCAAUUCAAUAAUAGCUCUAACCCACACAUCACAGAUGAGAUUGCUCAUGUAGUUAGCAAAAAUUUGGAGAGGCAACGAACAACUUAUGAAGCGCAUAUAAACAAAGCAGCACCAACUGAAUUGCCAGCAACUAAAUCGCCAAAAACUGAUGCGCCGACCUUGAAUGACCAUAACUUGAUUCAUGGAGACGAUCUUCAAGGUUAUGAAGAAACUGCUACACCAAUCUUGAAUGACCAAGCAUCAGAAGGCGCCAUUACCUUAAUGGAUGAAAGCAUACUUGGUAAGAGAAAGAAAAGAAGCAACUUUGUUAGUAGAAUUGAAGUGGGCUUGCAAGUGAAUGAAGCUUUAGAUCCACAACCAAGGCAAACUAUCACUCGAAAGGAGGUGGAGCAAGUUAAUGGUGAUGAGAUAGAUAGAAAUACAGCAACUAGUAAGAUCAAAGGAAGAGGUAAGAGAGGAAUGUAUAAGAGUUACUUGGUUGACAUGAAAAUUAAAGGGAGAGGAUCGAAAUUGAAGAUCACAAUACCUGUUGAAAUUGACCGAGCAAUUGGAGAAAAUGCUUGUCACUUGGUUAAUGAGUGUGGGCGUGUUGUGAGGACAAAAUCUUCGUUGAAUGUGAAAAGUUGGAAAGAAGCAUUUGAGGCAGCUGGAGAAAGUAUGUUGAAGGAAAUACAGGAGAAGUUUGAAAUUGAUAAGUCUAGUGACUACUUCCGAAUGUAUGCAUUUGUCUUAGAGACCAUGCAACAUUUAUAUAGAUUUUACAAGUGUAGGUUGCACAAUUACUACAAAAGUGCGAGAUGCGGAAAAACUAACGAGGAGCGCAAAAAGAAUCCUCCUCUUAACUUACCCCAACCUCAAUGGAAAAAUCUGAUCAAGUAUUACGGAUCUGACAAAUUUAAGGUCAUAAGUGAGAGGAACUCUAAAAAUCGGAAUUCUGACAAGAGAACUAAGCAUACAACUGAAAAUUUAUCAUAACCUGAAUUAGAAGAUGUAUUG
Molecule: messenger RNA, 1509 nt
Organism: Amaranthus tricolor (Joseph's coat)
Lineage: Eukaryota; Viridiplantae; Streptophyta; Magnoliopsida; Caryophyllales; Amaranthaceae
Exons: 8
Coding region: 397-1488 (363 amino acids)
Source: RefSeq, a predicted model, not a curated record